AUGCAAGGAAACAGGGGUCCUUACCAGAAUCAUGGCCCAAACCGUCAGUCUGGCCAGGGAGACCAAAAGAAACACGGAGGAAAUACGAACGGCCAGGAGCCGAGCGACUCUACCCAUCCGAACGAGGCCUUAACGCUGGACUUGCAAAGCUUCAGGAAGCCCGGUGAGAAAACAUACACGCAACGUAGCAGGCUCUUUGUCGGAAACCUGCCUAACGGAAUCACGGAGGAUGAUCUUGGAAAGAUGUUCGAAAAGUACGGCAAGGCCACCGAGAUUUUUGUCAAUAAAGACCGAGGCUUCGGCUUCAUCCGCCUGGAGACCAGGAUCAUUGCAGAGAUCGCCAGAGCUGAGCUAGAUGAUACCCUGUUUAGAGGUAGAACCAUCCGUGUCAGGUUUGCAACGCACGGUGCCGCUCUGUCCAUCAAGAAUCUGCCGGAGUUUGUGUCCAACGAGCUGCUGGAGGAGGCUUUCAGCGUCUUUGGUCAGAUCGAGCGAGCCGUGAUCAUCGUGGACGACCGAGGGAGGCCAACUGGAAAGGGAAUAGUGGAGUACACCAAUAAGCCAGCUGCAAGAAAGGCGCUGGACAAAUGCAACGAUGGCGCCUAUCUGCUCACGGCCUUUCCUCGUCCCAUCAUCGUGGAGCCCAUGGAGCAGCUCGACGAUGAAGAGGGCCUGUCAGAAAAGCUAAUCAACAAAAACCAGCAGUACCACAAAGAGCGUGAACAGCCGCCGCGAUUCGCACAGCCGGGCAGCUUCGAGUACGAGUACGCCAUGCGCUGGAAGGCCCUGAUGGAGAUGGAGAAGCAGCAGUAUGAAAUGGUGGACCGCAACAUGAAGGAGGCCCAGGAGAAGCUGGAAGCUGAGAUGGAGGCGGCUCGACACGAGCAUCAGGUGAUGCUGAUGAGACAAGACCUGCUGAGGCGUCAGGAGGAGUUACGUAGGAUGGAGGAGCUCCACAGCCAAGAGGUGCAGAAACGAAAGCAGGCCGAGCUCCGACAAGAGGAGGAACGCAGACGGAGGGAGGAGAUACGCAUGCGUAACGAGGAGAUGAUGAAACGCCAGCAGGAGGGCUUCAGGAGCGGCUUCCAGGGAGAGAGCACUGACCAAGACAUCAGGAUGCACAUGGGCUCCUCGGGCAUGUCGUCUGACACCACUACUCUCAUGGCAGGCCCAGGCAACGCAAACAUGCCUGGAGUUCAGGGAAGCUUUCCAAGAGGCCUUCCUGGACCUGGGGACUAUGUACCAAACAAGCAGCGCAGAUUUUAA
Molecule: messenger RNA, 1266 nt
Organism: Nerophis lumbriciformis (worm pipefish)
Lineage: Eukaryota; Metazoa; Chordata; Actinopteri; Syngnathiformes; Syngnathidae
Source: RefSeq, a predicted model, not a curated record